Oncorhynchus masou masou (cherry salmon) is the source of this 1628-nucleotide messenger RNA. RefSeq names its product phospholipase DDHD2-like. The coding region runs from base 310 to 1287 and encodes 325 amino acids. NCBI's taxonomy places the organism in Eukaryota, Metazoa, Chordata, Actinopteri, Salmoniformes, Salmonidae. Gene Ontology annotation, molecular function: glycerophospholipase activity; triacylglycerol lipase activity. Gene Ontology annotation, cellular component: COPII-coated ER to Golgi transport vesicle; cytoplasm. The record is from RefSeq and is a predicted model, not a curated record. The transcript has 8 exons.
GCUCUCUACAACUACACAACCGAGAGAUGACCGCACACAUUAGGUAGUUUGAUAGCUAUCUAGCUAGCUAGCUAGCUUUUGAUUGUUUCAACUGUUUCUAUAUAGUUUUAUUGAUUUGGCAACCGUGCUUGGUGGAGUGAUAGGUUGUUACGUCUGUAAUGUAAUAACAGUAGAAGAGCUAUGUGAGUCCCCGGACCGGCUGCCCGACCACCUAGUCCAGCAGCAGCAGGUCCUCAGUUAGCUACAGUAGUACCUCAGUGUGCCUCAGUGCCCAACUCUCUCUCUCUGUAGGGCUGUGGGGUAAGGGUGAUGUCAGAGGGCCUGGGGCCAGAGGGGGUGCACUCACAGCCUGCCCCCACCAUCACUGUUCAGGACCUGUCAGACAAACCUGCACAUACACCUCUGGACAGGAUCCCACCUGCGCACACACUUCUGGAUGGGAACACGCCUGUGGAGCAGGUGUCUGGAGUGGUGGAGGAGACCUCCCCUUCCUCCACUUCCUCCUUCGAGUUGGUUGACAUGGAGCCAGCCCCGCCCCUGUACCAGCCCGUGCAACCCCAUUGGUUCUACUGUCGCCGUGUCGACUCCAAGGAUGUGUGGCUCCCUUUCAGCAGAGAGGACUCGGAGAGACUGGAACAUGCCUUGUCUACCGCAGGAGAGGAGGAGGUGGUGGUGGCAGUAGAAGGGGAGAGGUAUGACGUGCGUGUUCGGGAGCGGCAGAGGUAUGCGGUGUACUGGGAGCAGGGCCCGUCAGAGGUGCGACGCUGUACCUGGUUCUAUAAAGGAGAUAAAGAUACCAGAUACAUGCCCUACCCAGAGGAGUUCAGCACCAACCUGGAGGAGGCCUAUAUGAUAGCAGUGACUCUAGAUGAGUGGAAGAGGAAGCUGGAUUUUCCUUCAGGAGAGACAGUCAUCCUGCACAACCCUAAACUGAUCAUGCAGUACCAGCCAAUCACGUUGCAGGACGAGUGGGUCUCCUCUCCCUCGGAGCAGACUCGCCCACGUACUGUCAAGAGGGGUGUCGACAACAUCACAACAGAGAUACCUGACGGUGAACCAGAGACAAUAGAUCACCUGGUAUUCAUGGUUCACGGCAUCGGCCCCGCCUGUGACAUCCGCUUCAGAUCUAUCAUACAGUGUGUGAAUGACUUCAGGAGUGCGUCCCUAUCCCUCCUGGGGAGCCAUUACAGGAGAGGCCAGGAGGAGGGCAGGGUGGGCAGAGUGGAGUUCCUACCUGUCAACUGGCACAGCGCACUACACGGAGACGCCACUGGAGUAGACGAGUAAGAACACACACACACACACACACACACACACACACACACACACACACACACACACACACACACACACACACACACAAGCAUCCUCAGUCUAGUCAAUCAGUAUCUAGUGCUGCAUUUUUUACUAAUCUUUUUAUCUCUGUCUACUGACCUCCUCUCUCCACUCUCCUUAUCUCAUCUCAUCUCACUCCCCCUCACCCUUCCUCUCUCUCCUCCUCUUAACCCCCCUCUUUACCCAUCUCUCUCCCCUAUCCUCCCCUUCUCAACCCCUCUGUCCCCUCUUAUCCCCUUCCCUCUGUCCCCUCUCAUCCCCUUCUCUCUGUCCCCUCUCAUCCCCUUCUCUCU